GAGACCCUCUUCAAGAUUCGGUAUCCUUAUUCCUCACACACACAUCAUGACGAAGUGCAAACUCUCAAUACGAGAAGUCGUAGGAACAUACAACGUUCUUAGCCGCUGCCCGUGUGCAUAACAACAAAUCCAGAUUCACUCAUCAAUUAUCUUAUGUCUACAACUCAAUUUCAUACCCUUUUUCUUCUUCUGAGUUUUGAUUAUUCACACCUUAUGCCACUGAUUUCGCACCAACUAGUACUUUGGUAAGAUCAAAAAAGUAAAAAUCCCACCUUUUGUUUCUGUUCUUUGGAAAGUCUCAGUUUUUGUUAAGACCCAUGUGCCAUAAUAUUGUUAUUUCCAACAUCACAUGUUCGAAAGUUGAUGUGCUCUUAUUAGAUCCACGGUGGUUGUUCUAUGUGCUCAGGUUGAUUCUGUUGUGGCACAAAAUUUUCUGAAAUUUUGAUGCCCAUAUGAUAAAUUUCUCACCUUUAUAUUCGGUGGUGUUGACUUCAUUUGCAUUCGAGAUUGGAUCUUAUAUGACCACGAGUCAUAGUAGAGGGUGGUUACCUUAGAAGAUUUUUAAUUUUAUUUAGUUUAUUUGUUUAAAUUUUUUGGUUUUAAUUUGUGAGCAAGAUGCAAUCAAGGGUUGUGGCCCUUGAAGAAGGAAAGGAAAGAAGCAACCAAUCCAAAGGCUUGCCUCUAAGACCACUGCGGCUACUUGUGUUGUUUCUUGCUCUCUGUGUGGUGUUCUCUGUCAUUAGCAUAUACACUGUUAAGCAUUUUGGAAUUGAGAGUGUGGUCACUACAGUGAGCUCAAGUUUUCAGCCAUGUUAUGAGGAACCAAGUGGUUUGGAUAAAUGGAUUAAGCCACCUUCGACCUUGAUCCAUAAUAUGAGUGAUAAAGAACUGCUGUGGAAAGCUUCCUUUGUUCCUCGGAUCAAGAAAUACCCUUUUCCUAGAGUUCCCAAAAUUGCAUUCAUGUUCCUCACUAAGGGACCAUUGCCUUUGGCACCCCUCUGGGAGAGGUUUCUCAAGGGGCAUGAGAAGCUUUAUUCCAUUUAUAUUCAUUCACUGCCCUCCUUUCAAGCUCAAUUUCCUCCUUCAUCCGUCUUUUAUAACAGGCAAAUCCCUAGCCAGGUUUCUGAGUGGGGAAAGAUGAGCAUGUGUGAUGCCGAAAGAAGACUCCUUGCUAAUGCAUUGCUUGAUAUCUCCAAUGAGUGCUUCAUGGGUGCAUUUGAUGAUCCCGGUCCAUUCGGAAGAGGACGCUAUAAUGAGAACAUGGCCCCUCUGGUCAAUAUUACAAAGUGGCGCAAGGGCUCUCAAUGGUUUGAAAUAAAUCGAAAGCUCGCCAUCAACAUAGUUGAAGACACUACAUUUUAUCCAAAAUUUGAACAAUAUUGUAGACCGGCUUGUUACGUCGACGAACACUAUUUCCCCACCAUGCUUACCAUUCAAGCAGGGAAUGUGUUGGCAAAUAGAAGCAUAACAUGGGUGGACUGGUCUAGGGGUGGAGCUCACCCAGCAACCUUUGGAAGAACAGAUGUUACAGAGGAGUUUUUCAAUAGGCUUCGUGGAGGUCACAAAUGCGUAUACAACAAUCGAAACUCUUCGGUUUGUUUUCUUUUUGCCAGAAAAUUUGCUCCUAGUACUUUGGAACCUUUGUUACAUAUGGUGGAUUCAAAGGUGUUGGACUUUUGACAAAUACUUUCACUUGUGUUGAGUCAUGGCAACUAAGGGAAAAUAUAGGUGUAGAAAUAAAGUCUUUAGAUACUAGCAAAAUUCAUUAUAUGCCAUGACAUGAUGAUAUUGGAGAGUGCUAGGUGCAUGGUAGAGUGACCUCACUUCAUAUAUACUGUUGAGUCAUUUUU
Molecule: messenger RNA, 1850 nt
Organism: Abrus precatorius (Indian licorice)
Lineage: Eukaryota; Viridiplantae; Streptophyta; Magnoliopsida; Fabales; Fabaceae
Product: glycosyltransferase BC10
Exons: 3
Coding region: 616-1680 (354 amino acids)
Cellular component (GO): membrane
Molecular function (GO): glycosyltransferase activity
Source: RefSeq, a predicted model, not a curated record